CGAACCCGUCAGAUGGUGUCCGGGGGAGGGACAACGGGGGGUUUUAAAAAAGCGGUUUCGACGGGGAAGAGACAAAGUGAGGUAGCACUGGCUGGCCCUAAUGCAAGCAGUCUCCAUCAAGCCGUCCAUAAAAAGGACGGUAGCACCCAGAGAGGAAAGGUUGCUAGGGACCAAAGAAAGAGGAACCAAGAAAGUGACGAAAACGGGUAGGGAGAAGCACGAGAAGGAAGCGCAGGCGCUGCAGAAGCAAGAAAGCCAGAAGCAAACCAGCAAAAGGCACCAACCGCGCGGGCGGGUCACGCGAGGGAUAUGUAUGAGAUGUUAUGGCUACGAUUGUGGUGCGGUUCUGACGCGCCGAUGCGAGAGGUUGGGCGACCCAUGGCAUGAUACGCCCAGCACAGCUUAUUACAGGGGAAGCCUAGCCAACCGGAGGAGCCUCUGCGCAGGAAGCUUUUCUUUGCAGGACAACCUCAAAUUACUCUUUGGGUAGUCCGCUGCUCCGGGUGCCUUACCCAACUUGGUAUGUCAGUCAGGGUCGUGGUGGUGUGGCCAUGUUUGUUUCUGGAGUAUCCUGGGAGCGGGAAGCAGAGAGACCCCAGA
This is a messenger RNA of Colletotrichum godetiae, 600 nucleotides long. RefSeq lists its product as uncharacterized. NCBI's taxonomy places the organism in Eukaryota, Fungi, Ascomycota, Sordariomycetes, Glomerellales, Glomerellaceae. Bases 101 to 490 code for a protein of 129 amino acids. The record is from RefSeq and is a predicted model, not a curated record. The transcript is spliced from 2 exons.